This is a messenger RNA of Coregonus clupeaformis (lake whitefish), 3234 nucleotides long. RefSeq names its product potassium voltage-gated channel subfamily H member 8. Gene Ontology annotation, molecular function: voltage-gated potassium channel activity. Gene Ontology annotation, cellular component: membrane. The record is from RefSeq and is a predicted model, not a curated record. The annotation marks the transcript as partial. The transcript has 13 exons. NCBI's taxonomy places the organism in Eukaryota, Metazoa, Chordata, Actinopteri, Salmoniformes, Salmonidae. Gene Ontology annotation, biological process: regulation of membrane potential; potassium ion transmembrane transport.
GUUGUCUGUGUGUCUGUCUGUAUCUCAGGAGACCAGUUCUGGUGUCUGCUGGACAUAGUGCCCAUCAAGAAUGAGAAGGGAGAGGUGGUGCUGUUCCUGGUCUCCCACAAGGACAUCACAGAUACCAAGAAGGACGAGGGGGACCAUGGACAAGACUCAGACACUGACGAGGAGACAGGUCUGGAGGUGCACAAGAUCACCCGCCCCCCAGGCUUUGACAACAACCGCCGGCGUAGCCGGGCCGUACUCUACCAGCUGUCUGGACACUUGCAAAAACAGGACAAGAGCAAGCUCAAGAUCAACAACAGGAUGUUUGGGGCGACCCCCAACCCCAUCCCUGAGUACAAGGUAGCUGCCACCCCAAAGUCUCGCUUCAUCCUGCUACACUACGGGACCUUCAAGGCGGGCUGGGAUUGGCUCAUCCUCCUGGCCACUUUCUAUGUGGCCAUCACCGUGCCCUAUAACGUUUGCUUCACUGUGGUGGAGGGGCGGGACGAGGGGGGUGGCUCCGGGUCUCGCAACCCCCCCAGUUACAGUGACAUCUUGGUGGAGAUUCUGUUCAUCAUCGACAUUGUGCUGAACUUCCGCACGACCUAUGUGAGUACGACGGGUCAGGUGGUUUAUGAAGCCCGCUCUAUCUUUGUACACUACGCCACCUCCUGGCUGUUUGUUGACCUGAUCGCCGCCCUGCCCUUUGACCUGCUCUACGCCUUCAAUAUCAGCGUGUACUUUGGGGUCCACCUGUUGAAGACAGUGCGGUUACUCCGUCUCCUGAGGCUGCUCCAGAAGCUGGAGCGUUACUCUGAGUACAGUGCUGUGGUUCUCACCCUGCUCAUGUCUACUUUCGCCCUGCUGGCCCACUGGAUGGCCUGCGUCUGGUACUUCAUCGGACGCAAGGAGAUCGAGAGCAACAGCCUGAGCUCCUGGGAUAAUGGCUGGCUUCAUGAACUGGCAAAACGUCUCGACACCCCUUACUUCCUGUCACCUUUAACCUCGUUCCUCGGAGUCACUGAUUCGAUGCACACUUCUAUAACGAAUGGGUUGGCAGCCAAUUACAAUCACUGGAACGCAUCAGGGUCAGAGCCGAUUGGACAGGAUUUCUCCUCCUCCUUCAGCUCCGGCCAAUGGAACGUCAGCGGGGCGGGGCGGAGCCAGGUGAAUGGCUCAGGGGUCUCGGGGGCGGCGCUGGGAGGCGGGCCGUCGGUGAGGAGCUCCUAUGUGACGUCGCUGUACUUCGCUCUGAGCAGUCUGACCAGCGUGGGCUUUGGAAACGUCUCGGCCAACACCGACUCAGAGAAGAUCUUCUCCAUCUGCACCAUGCUCAUAGGAGCCCUGAUGCAUGCCGUGGUGUUCGGUAACGUGACAGCCAUCAUCCAGAGAAUGUACUCUCGGCGCUCCCUCUACCACACACGUACCAAGGACCUGAAGGACUUCAUCCGGGUACACGGGCUGCCCAAGGCCCUGGAACAACGCAUGAUGGAGUGCUUCCAGACCACCUGGUCCGUCAACAACGGCAUCGACGUCAGUGAGCUGUUGAAGGACUUCCCAGAUGAGUUGAGGGCGGACAUCGCCAUGCACCUGAACAAGGAGCUCCUGCAGCUGUCUCUGUUUGAGUCGGCCAGUAGGGGGUGUCUGCGCUCCCUGUCCCUCAUCAUCAAGACAUCGUUCUGCGCCCCGGGAGAGUAUCUCAUCCGCCAGGGAGACGCCCUGCAGGCCAUCUACUUUGUCUGCUCUGGGUCCAUGGAGGUGCUGAAGGACAACACUGUGCUGGCUAUACUGGGUCGUGGGGACCUGAUCGGCUCUGACUCCCUGACCAAGGAGCAGGUGAUAAAGACCAAUGCCAACGUGAAGGCCCUGACCUACUGUGACCUGCAGUACAUCAGUCUGAAGGGGCUCAGAGAGGUGCUCUGGCUCUACCCAGAGUACGCCCAGAAGUUCAUCACUGAGAUACAACAUGAUCUGACUUACAAUCUGAGAGAGGGGCAUACGGCUGAGAUGGACUGGGUGAGUAACGGUGGUAUCGUGAAGAAGCUUUCUUCCAUCAAAGAGGACGAGGAGGGGUCUGAGGAGGAUCAACACUUGCCCCUCCCCAAAAUGCCCCGUUCCCCUCUGGGUCUGGGAUGGGGGCUGAGCUCGCCCCUGCGCUCCCCACUGCGCUCGCCCCUGCUGCCCCCGCGUCGCCCCUCCCGCGCCCCCACCGACCACUGCAGACACCGUCCCAUCACCCUCCAGAUCCCUGUGGUGAGCUUCAGUUGCGUCCCUCCGGACCUCAGUCCCAGGUUUGUGGAUGGCAUUGAAACAGACAGUGGUAGUAGUUUGGGCCAGAAGUUUGACUUCAGCCCCUGUGUGACCCAGAGCAUCCCAUCCAGCUCUAGUCCAGGAAUCCAGGAGGAUGCAGAGACCGUGCAGACUGUUACUAAACUGAAAGAAGAGAUGACUAGCCUAUCCCUGCAGGUGUCACAGGUCAGCCAGGACCUCCAAGAAUUGACACGGCUGCUCAAGCCCCUCCUCCAGCCCGUCCUCCUCCAGGGCUCCUCCCAGUCCGUCCUCUCAUCCCUGAUGGCCGCCCUGACUCCACCUACCAGUGUGACUCUCAGUAGCGCCGCCCCUCCAACUCCCACACCCCCCUCCAACACCACCUUACUGCUGUUGGAAGAUACAGAGAUAGGGGGACAGAGGAGACACCCAGACCGCCGCUUUCAGACACCUUCCAGGGGUCUGACAACCAUCCCUCUGCCCCAUCCUCACUCGGCUUCCAUAGGGGCAGAGUUGACCUCGACUAGCCCUGUUCAGCUCAGCUUCAUUGACGAGGACAGGCCCACUGUCUGAGAGAGAGGAUUCACCAACACAGGACUGGCAUGAAUGAGACUGGCAUCAUGGCAUGGCUGGCAUGACACCCCUCAUAUCACUGCAUGAGACACAUGCCCAUGGCUACCCUGAGUUACUGUUUAUUUAAUACUAAGAUAACAUUAAGUAAAUUAUUAUUACCAAAUGUAUUUAUUCCUAAUAUGAAAUGUUAUGAACUGAGAAGUUAUUGUUAUACCAUAUCUAUCACUGGCUAUGAUCAAAUGAAAUACAUAAAAAAUAUAAAAGUCUUGUUUUACAGUUUAGGCUCUAGAUUUGGUUUGACGCAGAGUGACUGCAGACAGGAUCUUGUAUAUUGGUUGUCGGCUGUGGAUGUAUUAGAUAUUGUUAGACUUAUACCACACACAAUAAAGACGCAACUCGUCAGCU